Messenger RNA from Quercus robur (English oak), 1726 nucleotides. RefSeq names its product double-stranded RNA-binding protein 4-like. The coding region runs from base 59 to 1480 and encodes 473 amino acids. Gene Ontology annotation, molecular function: double-stranded RNA binding. The transcript is spliced from 6 exons. The record is from RefSeq and is a predicted model, not a curated record. Lineage: Eukaryota; Viridiplantae; Streptophyta; Magnoliopsida; Fagales; Fagaceae.
AUUGAAUUACCCUGGCUGUAAUUGCAAAAGCAAAAGCAUAGGAGAGAGAGAGAGAGAAAUGUACAAGUCGAAGCUGCAAGAGCUGUGCCAGCAGAAAUCAUGGAGUUUACCGGAGUACGUGAGUACAAAGGACGGCCCAGACCACAACCCCCGCUUCACCGCCACUGCCACUGUCAUUAUUAAUUCUAAUUCUCCUCCUCAAACCUUUCAUUCUUCUAACCCUUGUAAGUCUUCCAAAGCGGCCCAAAACGACGCCGCUAGAGUCGCUUUCCUCCACUUUACUCAACCUCCACCACCACCACCUCCUUCCAUUACUAUUCGCUCCAAUUCUUCUUUUGCUUCUUUUCCACAGCCUUCACUUCCCUCCUCUUCCUCAUUCUCAGGUUCUACUAAUGGAAGUACUGAUUUGGAUAUUGUAUCUGCCACCAGGCAGGCAAUGCAACCAAAGACGCAAGAAAUAUAUCAAACUCCUCAGGUCAUUGGAACCACCUUACAUGUGAACAAUGAUUUUAGAGAUAUGCAGCAUUUUUACAAGAACCAGCUGCAAAACUUUGCUCAAAAGAGAAAUCUCCUUCUUCCUGUGUACUCUUGUAAAUGUGAAGGCCCUCCUCAUGCUAGUCACUUUAGGUGUAAGGUCACAGUUGAUGGACAGACCUAUGAGAGCCCAGAAUUCUUUACCACAUCAAAGGAUGCUGAACAUGCAGCUGCAAAAAUCGCUUUGACAUCAUUGGUGCCAGAUGGAGCUAAAGAGGAUAAUUCUGGUCUCUACAAAAACCUUCUACAAGAGUUGGUUCAAAAAGAAGGGUUUUCUCUACCAGUUUAUAAUACAAAUAGAUUUGGUGAAGUUCAUGUACCAAUUUUUGUUUCGACUGUGGAGAUAGAAGGGGAGGUUUUUAAAGGACAUGAAGAAAGGACCAAAAAGAAGGCGGAGAUGAAUGCAGCAAAGAUUGCUUACACUACUCUGAAAGAGCGUAAGUCAGGUCAGGGCCCCUUGAUUGUAUCUCCUGCGCACAAAGGAAAAGAAACUCCUGAGAUCUCAUCUUCUAGCUUGCAACGAAAUGUCACUGCUGAUCUGCAACAGCUUGUUGGAGCUACCAUGAAUUUGAACCUAUGUACCAUUGCUGAAAGGCAAGCUGGGAAGGACAGAGUGAGUACCGAAGUCAGCCUUAAUCAGCCCUCCAUUCUAUCUUCAGGACCUGAUACCAUUAUAACAUGUAACAGAGGUUCUUCAGUGGACGCUUCAUAUGGCUAUGCCCCAGAUACAUUCGUCUCUACCCCUUGCAAGUCUGAAAAUGGCCCAUCUUCACAUUCUUCAACUAAUUUGGUUAUGGACUCAAGUCUUGUGCCGCCAGCUGAAACAAUUAUCUCAUCCUGUAAAAGGAUAUUUGUUCACCCGCACCUGCCAAACAUGACAGUUCCUAAGGGCUACACUAUAUUGCCCAAGAGUGAUGAUAAAUGGGUUGCAUUCUCCCCUAAUUGAGACAGCAGGCUGACCAGUUUCGUUUAGUGAUAUUUAUGAGCUCACAAUUGUACAUGCGACAAUUAUAAACAUUUGAUUUGACCAUCCUACAUUGAUAUUUUCAACUUGCCAUUAAAGAUGGCAUUAGCAACUGGAAUAAUCCUCUACAUGCAUUGCUGUCUUUAGUGAGAAUGCAGUAACUGCUAAUUGUUGGAUUGAUACUCCCUUGGAGACACGGUAAUAUUGAGCAAUCAAUUUGAAAUGGCA